This is a messenger RNA of Diaporthe amygdali, 249 nucleotides long. RefSeq lists its product as uncharacterized. Lineage: Eukaryota; Fungi; Ascomycota; Sordariomycetes; Diaporthales; Diaporthaceae. The transcript is spliced from 2 exons. The coding region runs from base 1 to 249 and encodes 82 amino acids. The record is from RefSeq and is a predicted model, not a curated record.
AUGGUUUAUGCACAACGGGAGCUGCGAGAUGGCGACCUCCCCAGCGAGGUACCUCAGGCUUUCGAGGACCUCCGAAAAGAAAUUUUCUCAUUCUCAAAGCCUCAAAGUGGCCAGCUUGAUGGGAUGAUAGGGCUCUACAUUGUCUUCACCGAAGAGAAUCAUUACAUGCCUGAGGAGAUUCAGCCACGGAACUUGAUUAGGGACAUGAAAUACGAUUUUUGUGGUGAAUCGUGGACUGGUGUAGACUGA